CAUCUUUUGGCUUGGCAUCUUUUAUUGUGACCGUCGGGAACGUGACAGCUCGGAAAUGAAGCUAUUUUGUGCUGUUUUGGUUAUUUACGUUGUGGCUUUGAUGCUCUUUGGCGCUGAGGGACGUGGUAGUGGCUCCACCAACGGUGUCGAGGAACCGAAACUCACGGGUCUGUUUCAGAGGGCAGGGCGCCAUGCCCGCGACCUGAACAACGAGUCAUCGAUGGUCGCCAAUGAGGAGCCGCCACCGCCACCCAAGCAUUUCAGGUCCCGUCGCGCCGUGGCCAAUGAGGAGCCACCACCACCCAAGGAAUUCAGACAACGCCGUCAGGCUCCACCCGGUCUUCCUCCACCACCCGAAGGCAUGCCAGCACCACCACAGAUGUAAGGGUCUACGGAUAUAUACGGAUAUAGGCAUAUAGUUGGGCGUUUGGGUAUGUCAAUGGGAACCACAUCGAAGCAAAGAAAAACCAAGCGAGCAAUAAAACUGUUUCAAGCAUUCCAAAAAUCAAA
Drosophila persimilis is the source of this 510-nucleotide messenger RNA. RefSeq names its product actin cytoskeleton-regulatory complex protein pan1. NCBI's taxonomy places the organism in Eukaryota, Metazoa, Arthropoda, Insecta, Diptera, Drosophilidae. The transcript has 5 exons. Bases 56 to 385 code for a protein of 109 amino acids. The record is from RefSeq and is a predicted model, not a curated record.